AUGGGAGGAGUCAGCCCCAUUACCUCGCACGUUCUCGACGCCGCUCGCGGUUCGCCCGCCCAGGGUGUGCCCAUCACCAUCAGCUACGCCUCGACCUCGCAGGCAGCAGCUACCGGUCUGAGCCAGGUUAUUGGCAGCGGCGUGACUAACAGCGAUGGUCGUUGCCCGACUCUGCUCGAGCCCACCCACGUUCUGCAGCCGGGCGUCUACACUGUGCGCUUUGACAUCAAGACGUACUUUGCCCUGCACGGCGAGAAGGCGUUUUACCCGUUCGUUGAUGUGACCUUUGAGAUCGAUACCCCUGCUCCCCACUACCACAUCCCGCUUAACCUGGCCCCGUACUCGUACACUACCUACCGCGGCUCGUAA
This is a messenger RNA of Linderina pennispora, 369 nucleotides long. Its product is annotated as Hydroxyisourate hydrolase. The record is from RefSeq and is a predicted model, not a curated record. Gene Ontology annotation, biological process: purine nucleobase metabolic process. The transcript has a single exon. NCBI's taxonomy places the organism in Eukaryota, Fungi, Kickxellomycota, Kickxellomycetes, Kickxellales, Kickxellaceae. Gene Ontology annotation, molecular function: hydroxyisourate hydrolase activity. The coding region runs from base 1 to 369 and encodes 122 amino acids.